AUGGGAACGGAGGUAGACUUUGGUGGGAUCGCGUUCUCUACGUCACUAACUGUGAUAAGUAGCAUGGUAUGGGGGAAAAGUGUGGAUGAAGAGGAAGAAAGCAGUAAUAAUCUAUGGGCUGGAUUCCGAGAAGUGAUGUCAGGGGUAAUGGAUAUUGUGGGAGAGGCGAACGUGUCGGACUUUUUUCCGGUGCUUACGAGAUUCGAUUUACAAGGAGUCCAGCGAAAAAUGAAGCUGCAAUUUGAGAAGUUCGAUGCAAUCCUCCAGAGGAUAAUCGAUGAAAGAAUGAGCAUUAAACCCAAAGAGUCAACGGAGCAACAUGGAAGAAAAGAUUUCGUCCAGAUUUUACUAGAGCUUAAACAACAAAAUACCGAAUCUUCAUUUAGCCUUACGCAAAUAAAAGCUUUUCUCGUGGACUUUUUUAUCGCAGGCACUGACACAACAACAGUAAUGGCAGAAUGGACAAUGACAGAGGUAUUAAAACAUCCAGACGUAUUGAAAAAGAUACAAGAGGAACUAGAACAAGUUGUAGGAGAACACAACACUGUGGAAGAAUCUCAUCUUCCAAAACUACGUUACCUAGAUGCAGUAAUUAAGGAAACAUUCCGUUUACACCCUGCACUUCCACUCUUGGUAGUUCGAUCUCCGAGUAAAUCGUGCACCGUUGAUGGAUACACAGUUCCAAAGGGUUCUAGUGUGUAUUUGAAUGUCUGGGCUAUACAUAGAGAUCCUCAAUAUUGGGAGAAUCCUUUAGAAUUUGAUCCAAAUAGAUUUCUAAACCUCGAUGGAACAACAAAGUUUAAUUAUAAUGGACUAAAUACAAACUUUCUUGCUUUUGGAUCUGGUAGAAGAAGGUGUCCUGGGCUUCCCUUGGGCGAGAAGAUGCUCAUGUAUCUUUUGGCUUCAUUGUUGCACUCGUUCAACUGGACUUUGCCUGAUGAGAAAGAGCACGAGCUUCCCGAUAAAUUUGGCGUUGUCUUGAAGAAAGGAAAUCCACUCAUAGCUAUUCCUUCUCAGAGGUUUGCACACAAAAAUCUCUAUAUGGAAUAG
Molecule: messenger RNA, 1050 nt
Organism: Lactuca virosa
Lineage: Eukaryota; Viridiplantae; Streptophyta; Magnoliopsida; Asterales; Asteraceae
Source: the annotation of a GenBank genome assembly